Molecule: messenger RNA, 4413 nt
Organism: Serendipita indica DSM 11827
Lineage: Eukaryota; Fungi; Basidiomycota; Agaricomycetes; Sebacinales; Serendipitaceae
Source: the annotation of a GenBank genome assembly
AUGUCCAAAUCCUGGCUGUUCAAGGGCAAGGACAAGGCUACUCGGCCAACGGAUGUUGCCAGCACCCCCGCCUCUCAGUCCGGAACUUCGACGCCCACCUCCAGCAGUGGUCGGGAAAGGAUCCGUGACACGGCGAUUCCGAUCCUAGAUCUUGGUGCUGCAAUCUCCGAGAGUUCAGAUGUGCUCGCUCCCAUGAAAGCAGCUUGUAUGGCCACGAGAAAAGUCCUCGAGAUCUCGCGCGCUAUGGAGAGCAACAAGGAAGGCUGGAAUACUCUCGCUGAACGUCUCAAAGACCAUCUAAAAUCGAUGCAAGAGCAGAUCACCAUCUUUGAGGGCUAUCCCGAGGAGAGGCUCAAGGCAUACGACUCUUUACGAGAGCCACUGCUGGCCUAUGUCAGGCAAGCUUCGCGCUACAAGCCAUGGGACUCAGCUGAUACCACGAACAGAAAGCUCGACAAAAUACAGCAAGAUGUCGAAAAGCGAACCCGUUCCCGAUUCUUGUCUCGCGCGACCAAAGUGGACUCUGACGCUGACGACAUCAAAAGGUUUAACGACGCCAUCGACCAUUGUCAUCAGAACCUUACGGCCGCUCUAGCCGUAUCCAAUUCUGUUCAUAUCCAAGCAGUCAAAGCCGACACUGAGGAUAUAAAGGAGGAUGCACGAGAAAUCAAGGACAACACCAAGACACUGUUAACAGAAGGCAAGAUGACAAUUAGGCAACUCCAGAUUGUUUCCCCGAAAUCGCCUACAUUGCACGAUCAGUGCAAGGCCGGAACACGCGUGGCCGUCCUCGAAACCAUCCGCCGUUGGGGGGAGGGCGAGUUUCCUGAACCCAUCUUCUGGCUCUGCGACAUUGCUGGGUCAGGUAAAUCGACAGUUUCGACUACUAUGGUCGCAAAGUGGAAGGAGGCGCAUCUACUCGGUGGCCAUUUCUUCUUCUCUAUGGCCAACAGUGAAGAGAGUACGAUUGACAAAAUAUGUCCAACUUUUGCCACGCAAAUCUCCGAAAACAUUCCGACGCUGAUCCCGGCGGUAGCGGACGCGGUGAGACGACACCCGGCGAUCAUGACAAACACCUUUAAGGAGCAGUUCCAAAAGCUCGUCGUUGAGCCAACGAAGCAUCAUGAUAAAACUGUCAUCAUAGUCAUUGAUGCGCUCGACGAGUGUGAGCCCAAAAGGGAGAGGGACCUCCUACUUGGAGCAGUCUCGGCUGCGGCUCAAACUUCUCCUAAUCUCAAAUUCUUCCUCACGAGUCGACCCGAAUCAGACAUUGAGAAAGCGCUGGGGACGCAGGUGCUCAAGAGAAAGCUCGCGUUUCGGCUUCAUGAUCCCGACUAUCCGGACAACGUCGACGAUGUGGCGGCAUAUAUUCGCGAGAUGCUGAAAGACGAGGAAGGUCUCUCGCCUGAGCAAAUUCUCAACCUGAUCAAGAAGGCAAAUGGUCUGUUCAUCUGGGCAAAGACGGUUUGCGAGAUGUUUGACUCCGACAAGAGAAUCGAACCAGCCGAAGUAAUUUACGAGAGAAUCACAUCCGGAAACAAUCCCAGCGAUAUCGACACUAUAUACGAACUCAUCCUCGACCGCCUCGAACCCAAUGUUCGUCAAGCCUCGGACCGCCUCCUCCCACUCCUGGUUGCCGCCUUCGAGCCGCUCGCCCCAACGAGUCUGGAUAUAAUUAUCAAGGAAUUUGGAUUAAAGUUGGAGACGAAAACCGUGGUCAAACGGCUGGGUAACGUCCUGCAUGUGGACCAGACCACCGGACUGAUCAGGUUCCGCCACCCGACAUUUGUCGAAUAUCUGAAGCGGCGUAGUCACCCAGAAGGAUACCUUAGUGGACCCCAGGUUCACGCUACCCUGGGAGAAUGGAGCCUGAAGACGAUGAAGGACAAGCUCAAAUUCAAUAUAUGCAAACUUGGUUCAUCUUCUCUUCGCAAUAGAGACGUAGGAGACUUUGAGGACAGGGUUACCAAGCUCGUUCCGCCUGAGCUACGUUACGCUAGCUCCCAUUGGCUCUCCCACCUUUCUGAGACGGACGACGCAUCCCGACAGAAACUAUUGGUACAAGUUCGACAUGCUAUACGAGCUCCCCAGGUGCUAUACUGGUUCGAGAUCCUAAGUGUGACCCUUGGAGUAUCACGAGCAAUUGCGAAUCUCCGAGGUGCUGCAAGUCACUUUGAGGAUGAUAUUUACGAUCGCAUGGUGGACAUUCGACGAUUCCUAAUGGCAUAUUCGACGCCGAUCCAAGAGAGUCUUCCCCACAUCUAUCUUUCGGCACUCCCUUUUACUCCAAUCAACUCGAUCCUACGAAAAGAAAGCCUAAAAUGGUUUCCGAAGACCUUCUCUGUAGUUCACGGACUCGACGAGGCGUACCCUAGACUCACCCACGAAAUCAGAGGCCACGAGAAGAAGAUCUCCGCAAUAGUCUUUUCUCCAGACGGCCUCCGCGUCAUAUCCAGCGCAGAGGAUAGUACCGUUCGCAUAUGGGAUCUAGAAACCGGCCAGAUGCUCGGGGAACCUCUGCGAGGACAUACUGAAGGGGUCAACUGUGUCGCGGUAUCCCCCGACGGAUCUUGUAUUGCUUCAGGAUCCAAAGACCGAUCCAUUCGUCUAUGGGACCCUGAAAACAACUCCGCAAUAGGGGACCCAAUGCGUGGGCAUAGCAGCUGGGUAUCAUCUCUAUCAUUUUCGCCAGACGGUCUACACAUCGUCUCCGGUGGGCAUGACUGGAAUAUACGCUUGUGGGAUGUUAAAGGCCGAGUGCCUGUAGGAGAGCCACUCCGGGGUCAUGAAGGCGUCGUGACCUCGUUAGCUUUCUUUCCAGAUGGUUCACGAGUCGUUUCAGGGUCGGAGGAUAAAACUGUUCAAUUAUGGGACAUGCAGACUUUGCAACCGAUAGGGGAGCCGCUAAGAGACCACGACGCACGCGUUACGUCCGUCUUGGUCUCAAAGGAUGGUUCGCAAAUUCUCUCAGCAUCCGCUGAUGUGAAGAUUCGGUUCUGGGACAGUAAGACUGGUGAACUAUUGCGAAAGUGGUCGCCAAUGGGUUAUGCCGCUGGUAGAAAUGUCGUCUUUUCUUCAGAUGGCUCGCGUGCGGUCACCAUUGGCGAGUCUGGGAUCGUCAUGUGGGAGACAGAAAGUGGUAUAAUGGUUAAGGCGCAACAAACAAGCAUAGGGGACUCCAUCCAUACUGUCGCGCUUUCGAGAGAUGACAGAUAUGUGGUCUCGGGAUCACACAAGGGAGUUAUUCGACUAUGGGAUGGGCGCAAUUUCCUACCGUUGGGAAAGAAGUCUCAAGGCCGUGGGGAUGCGAUAUUCUCCGUCGCAGUAUCUCGCAAUGGCUCGAUGAUUGCAUCCUGCUCGACCGAUGCGACUAUUCGCCUCUGGGAUACAAAAACGGGCAAGGAGCGUGGGCGACCACUUCGACACGAUGGUGUCGUUCUCUCGGUAGCCUUUUCAGCAGACGACUCGCUCAUUGCCUCUGGUGGGAGGGAUCGAGUAGUACGGGUAUGGGAAGUUGAUACCCAUAAAAAGUAUGGAGAGCCACUUCAGGGACAUGAAGCGAUCAUUCUGUCGUUAUGUCUUUCUCAUUCUAGCUAUACCAUCGCUUCAGGCUCGGAAGACGGCAAUAUUUUUGUGUGGGACGAGGCUGAGGCACCAGGGAGGCAUUUCCAUGGCCAUCUCGACAGUGUGCUCUGUGUUGCCUUCUCUCUCGACGAUUUGCACUUGUCUCUGGGUCUCGAGACGAAAAUCACUCAUAUCGGACUCAUAAGCGCCAUCUCUGUAGCCAUGUCUCUUGAUGGAUCGUAUAUCGCCGCUAGCUCCGAGAGCCCCAGCACUGUCCUUGUGUUGAACACAACAACAGAGGAGGAGUCCAUUGUCCAGUUACCUGGCCGCAAUCCCAAAGUUUGCAGCGUCGCAUUAUCGUAUGAUGGAUCACAACUUAUCUCCGGUUUAGAAGAUGGGACAAUACAGAUGCGGGACAUUCCAUCGGAUCAAGCGUUGGGAGCGCUACGAGGUCACACCUCUGAGGUGACAAAGGUUCUGCCUGCACGCGACGGGAGCUGUAUUGCCUCUUACUCGAAUGACUACACGAUUCGAGUCUGGAACACCCUAACGUUAGACACGGACGCUGCGACUACCUCAGCACAGUCUAUCCAACUAUCAUCACACUCUGCUGCUAGCCACAAAUUCUCAAGUGAUGAACUCGAGAGGAUCGCCCUCUCCGAUGAUGGUUGGAUAACAUUGGAUGCCAAACUUCUUUUCUGGGUUCCUCCGAAUCACCGUCAUGGCCUUAAACACCCAUGCAUGUUGACCAUAACGUCUACUAGUCAUCUUCGUAUGACAAAGUUCGACUUUAGGAACUUUGUUUGUGGCACGUCUUGGGCAAAUGUUCAACGAGACGCACCAAAUUAG